Molecule: messenger RNA, 786 nt
Organism: Spea bombifrons (plains spadefoot toad)
Lineage: Eukaryota; Metazoa; Chordata; Amphibia; Anura; Pelobatidae
Gene: SMIM1
Product: small integral membrane protein 1 (Vel blood group)
Exons: 3
Coding region: 292-531 (79 amino acids)
Source: RefSeq, a predicted model, not a curated record
UGCCACCCAUUCUUACGCAACACGAGCCGAGCUCCCGCGGGCCACCAUUGGUCUAUCCGGAGAAUUGUAAGCUUUUUUUUUUUUUUCCUCCCCGUGGUUGGAAUGAAUCCAAGAGGAACUAUCGAGUCAGCUGAGGGAGUCCUGCGUGUCUGUCAUAUGCAGCUUCCCUGACCCACAUUUCCAAACCUCUCUCCACUCGCAUUCCGCGCUGCUCCUCUCCGGGAACGAACGUUCUUCACCCCUAAUCCGGAAAAUAUCACAAGGCCACCCCUCGGUGGUAUAACCCAGAAGAUGCAGCCACAGGGAACUCCAGACGUUCAGUAUAGCAGAUGGAAUGACAGCAACCAAGAUGAAGUGAGCGUCAACACAACUCACUUGGAAGUUCCAACAUGGAGAAGGGUCUACAACAUGCUGUGUACCGGAAAGAUUGGGAUCGCCAUGAAAGUGAUCGGGGGUCUUGCAUUGUUCUGGAUCAUUUUUAUCAUCGGAUAUGUCACAGGCUAUUACGUCCAUAAAUGUAAACAACAGUGACGCUCGCUCUAUAAGAAUUCCUUUGUCCAAAUUCAAGAAGAUUAAACAGAGAACCCCCCCCCCCAGAAGCACCUUGCACAACUUUUAUGGAAUUCAAAAAUGUUAAAACACAUUUAGAUGAAAUGUAACGAAGUAUUUGAAAUCUUGUCGUCGUCUGAAAUAAGAGAGAAAAGGUGGAAAAAAACAAGACUUUUUUUGUAACUAUUAUGGAUAAGAAAAAAAAGCUGUGAACGUAUUUACACUCCACUGAUCGAC